This is a messenger RNA of Arabidopsis lyrata subsp. lyrata, 1468 nucleotides long. RefSeq names its product putative F-box protein At3g52320. The record is from RefSeq and is a predicted model, not a curated record. Bases 1 to 1263 code for a protein of 420 amino acids. Gene Ontology annotation, molecular function: protein binding. NCBI's taxonomy places the organism in Eukaryota, Viridiplantae, Streptophyta, Magnoliopsida, Brassicales, Brassicaceae. The transcript has a single exon.
AUGGGAUUGUUUAUUCGUCUUGCCGUCGUGAAAAGGUUGAGGAAGAAGGUAGAAGGACGAUGCAGAAGGAGAAGAAGAGUCAUCGUGAAGGCCGGUUCGAGAUCAGCUACCUUUAAGGAGAUCCCCGAGGAUGUUUUGAUGGAGAUUCUGGCGAGAUUACCUGCAAAUUCAGUGACGAGGUUCAAGUGCGUGUCAAAGCACUGGUCUUCUCUCAUCUCCUCUCGAUAUUUUACCAACCUUUUCUUCGAAGUGUCAUCUCCGAAGCGAGAACCACGUCCGUUCAUGUUUUUGUCAGACAAGGGACACCAAUAUGCGUUGCUCUCUACUAAUAAUAGUUUUGAAGUGGACUCUGUUCCUUAUCUAAACCAAGAUCUGACCUUGCCGGGAAUGGGAGGCUACUUUGUAAACUCACUUCGUGGCUUGAUGUGUUUCAGAGUUGGACGAGAGGUACGGAUCUGUAACCUCACCACUAAGCAGCUUGUGAACUUGCCCAAAGUGAAAUCCAACUUGUUGGAUGAAGUUGAAGGAGAUUUCCAUAUGUGGAACUAUUUUGGGCACGACUCUGUUAAUGAUGAAUACAAAGUGCUUAGCAUAGUGUGGGAGGUGAGCAAGGAAGAAAGAGUAGUGAGAUCCGAGCAUCAGGUGUUUGUACUUGGUUCUGGAGCUUCAUGGCGAGGUACUCACAGUACCAUUCAUCCUCCUCCCCAUCGUCCUUACUCACAAGGUAUCUCCAUCAACGGUGUCUUGUAUUAUGGAGCUCGGGUUCAUAAGAAUAAAUGUGUGCUCAUGAGUUUUGACUUGAUUACUGAGGAGUUUAAUUUGAUUGAAUUACCCAUCGAGGCUUGCAUCGUCGGGAAUACCCGUUGCGCUAAUCUCAUGAUCUACAGAGGUAAAGUAGCUGUUUUUGAGUACUCCCGUCUCAUGACUGAAUGUAUUCUAGACCUCUGGGUGGUUGAGGAUGCAAGGGAGAGUGAAUGGUCGCAUAAGGCUUUUGUUUUACCUAGUCACCAGCUUAUGCAGAGCCUCCGUUUUGAUGAGUUGUUGAUGCACAAUACCAGUCGCAGCGGAGAGCUCAGGUUGUCUGAGGGAAGCUUUGAUAAAACUAAAGUAUCAAUGCAUGUUAUUUACGAUUUGGAUAAGAAUCGUGUAACACGAGGGGUUGUUAUAGGGUCAUUAUACCCCAGGUUCUCUGGAACCGGUUUUUCGCAUACCACUCUUUGGGAUGAUGUUGAGAGCAUCAUGUGUUUGAAAACCUUAAACUAAUUUCAGCUUCUUCUUUUUGUUUGUUUAUCUUUCUUGAAACUAUAUAAAUACUCUCUCUUCAACAUAAUAAGCACACAGCUAAUUGUUAUGUGUUCAAGCUGAUGUCUUUAGAUAUCUCAAACCAAAAACUGUAAUCCCUUUUGUCUCUGGUUAUCUUCUACGAAUUAUUCAUGCAAGUGGAAUAAAAUCUUUGUCAUUGCAUUCA